AUGGAGCAUGAGGAUCAUCUCUUUUUGCUUUUCCCAACAACGAAGAGAGUGUGGUUUGCAUCUCAGAUUGGUGUGAGGGGGGACUCCUUUCCGCCGUUCCGAGAGUUUUGGAGGGCCGUGAUUCAGCUUGGUGACGACGAGGUUGUUGCCAUGGCACAGUCGAUUGUCUACGCUCUUUGGGAAGCACGGAAUCAGAAAUGCUUUCAGCAGCGAGAGGUGACUACGGAAGCUGUCCUUGGACGUGCGCGUGGUCUCAUGGAGGAGGUACAGGUCCGCGACCAAGCUAGUGCACCGGCGGUGGCUUUCCCUGCGCGUUGGAGGAGACCUGGUCCAGGUAUUAUAAAAUGCAAUUUUGAUGCAUAUUUCCUUGUUGAUGGUCCAGCUGUGAUGGGCAUGGUGGCGAGGAAUAGCGAGGGAGAAGUUAUGGCAGCAUCUUGCUCCUAUCCUCUCUCUAUUAUUUCUCCCUUGUUGGCGGAGGCCGUGAGCAUGAGGUGGACUAUGCAAUUGGCUAUUGAUUUAGGAUUUCGCAGGAUCUUACUGGAAACUGAUUGUCUACAACUCUUUAAGGCUUGGAAAGCGAAGGAGCCGGUAGAUCAUAUCUUAGUUCUAUUAUUUCAGAUUGUCGUUUAUUAG
This is a messenger RNA of Lotus japonicus, 633 nucleotides long. RefSeq lists its product as uncharacterized. The record is from RefSeq and is a predicted model, not a curated record. NCBI's taxonomy places the organism in Eukaryota, Viridiplantae, Streptophyta, Magnoliopsida, Fabales, Fabaceae. Gene Ontology annotation, molecular function: RNA-DNA hybrid ribonuclease activity; nucleic acid binding. The transcript has a single exon. The coding region runs from base 1 to 633 and encodes 210 amino acids.